This is a messenger RNA of Ipomoea triloba (trilobed morning glory), 1332 nucleotides long. Its product is annotated as AT-hook motif nuclear-localized protein 14-like. Lineage: Eukaryota; Viridiplantae; Streptophyta; Magnoliopsida; Solanales; Convolvulaceae. Gene Ontology annotation, molecular function: minor groove of adenine-thymine-rich DNA binding. The transcript has 5 exons. The record is from RefSeq and is a predicted model, not a curated record. Bases 33 to 1067 code for a protein of 344 amino acids.
UUUUUUUUCCCAAAUCCAAAAAUUCUACGCCCAUGGAGCCGAAUGAAAGCACUGGACUGAGCUCUUACUACCACCACCAAACAGUCCACCCGCCCACCGCUAACCCCAACGCCGCGGCGGCGGCGGCGGCUGUAUCGGCCUCCAACGUCGUUCCGACGAAUGGAAUGUUGCCGAACGCCGGUAAUAGCGGCGCCGCCGCAGCAGGCGGGGCCGCUUCUCACAUGGUGUACCCCGGUUCGAUGCCAUCGGCCGUGUCGUCGCCGAUGGAUACCGUUAAGAGGAAGCGCGGAAGGCCUAGAAAGUACGGGACUCCAGAACAAGCGGCCGCCGCGAAGCGGAUGUCUUCCGCUGCUUCCGCUUCUAAUUCUCUGCCGAAGAAGAGGGAUCAGGCGGCGCUGGGUGGCGGCGGAGGCGGCUCUUCAUACUCUUUAAACAAAUCUCAGUUUGCCGGGAUUGGUGAUGAGGGGCAAGGGUUUACACCUCACGUCAUUAAUGUGGUUGCUGGAGAGGAUGUGAGCAACAAAAUAAUGACAUUCAUGCAACAAAGCAAGCGUGAAAUAUGCAUUCUCUCAGCCUCUGGUGCAGUCUCCAGUGCAUCUCUGCUCCAACCAUCAACUUCUGGAGGCAGUGUUACAUAUGAGGGAAGAUUUGACAUCCUUUCAUUAUCUGGGUCAUAUGUAAGUAAUGGACGUGGAGGGAAAACUGGUGGACUUAGUGUAUGUUUGGCUAGCAGUGAUGGUCAAAUCAUUGGAGGUGGAGUUGGUGGUCCCUUGAAAGCUGCAGGUCAAAUCCAGGUUUUUGUAGGAACGUUCAUUGUUGACUCAAAGAGGGAUAUAACAGGGGGUGUAAGACAUGAAACACCUUCACAAGUUGGCGUGUCACCACCAAUGCCAGGUGUUGGCUUCCAUUCGGGGUUUAAUUCUUCUCAUCAAAAUAUGGGUGGAAGUCAAUUCAUGAGUCAGCCGCGGGGCAUGCAACCAACACCUCUACAAUGGAGGGCUGAUGCAGCAGGCCAUGCAGUGCACCAGUCACCAGAAAACGGGGGCUUUGACCACCUUGGCGAGUAGGAGACGUCACCUUGGAGCCCUGUAACAUACAUACAUUUCUAUCUUAUAGGUUCUUUUGGACGAGAGAAACACAGACUGUUUUCACCACCCGCCGCUCCUAGCUGUAGUGUACAGGGUAGGGAAUCUCUCCUUUUAUUUUGCAGAUGAAACUGCUUGAAUUAACAUUAAACAUCUUGAACCUCAGAAAUUUUGUGCACUGCUAUGUGUUGUCUGUGUUUCUUUGCUUAAAGACUAUUUGUUAAUUGUUAUCUUCACUUUGUGUCAA